Molecule: messenger RNA, 7096 nt
Organism: Archocentrus centrarchus (flier cichlid)
Lineage: Eukaryota; Metazoa; Chordata; Actinopteri; Cichliformes; Cichlidae
Exons: 2
Coding region: 637-6645 (2002 amino acids)
Biological process (GO): DNA integration
Molecular function (GO): nucleic acid binding
Source: RefSeq, a predicted model, not a curated record
AGCGCGGUUAGCGCUGGCGGCUAAUGUUCGUGGCUAACGUUAGCGAUUAGCGUUAGCGAUUAGCGUUAGCGAUUAGCCUGUUUGUACUUAGCUGUUUGCUGUAUUAGAGGCUAAGCUAGCGAUUUGUUGGUUGUGCCUGCUAUAUAUUAAUCCAUUUGUGAUUGUUUGCAUUACUGUCAGCUGACUAUAUUAAUGAGAGCGUUUAUUGCGCACAAUGUUAUGCAGUGGAGCACUAAUUCCUUUUCAACCCACUCAUAGUUAAAUGGAUAUGUCUGACCACAAACAGGAUAUCAAUGUCAGUUUACUCUACCUGCAUUAUUGGUGUGUUAUACAGUGUUUGAUAAUAUAUGUAGUGAAUGUAUGCAUUAGCAUUACAAACCAGUGUUCAUCUUAUUUCUCUCUUAGAUCACAAGUUGCAUCUGUGAUCCCUACAUGCUGAGCUCUGUGUAUAGCCGUGCUGCAUGAUCCUUAUUAAAGUUUCGCCAACAUCCAGACUCUCGAGGUGUUCUUACCGACACACCGGGGCGGUCCCAUGAUACUCCGGCCCAGCCCUUACAGUCCAUAAACAGUCACUCGUCUAAACAGUGGUCCUUCGAGCCGGAUUUCGUGAGGCUGCCUUGGAUUUAUGCCUAUGUGAUGCAGCCUCCUCGACCUGGUGAGGAGCUUCCUGCAGCUUCUACACGCCCUAAGCGUCAGUCUCACCUGCCUGCUUACCUGAGAGAUUAUGAGGUCCGAGCAGCAGGUUGGGAACCGAUAGAGCCACCCCCGGCACCACAUGCAGCACAGCAUACACAGGGUUCAGAGGACUGGACUCCCAACGUGGCCGCGGCAGAAGUGGGAAGGAGGACGGUGCAGGCAUCCCGCUCCACCAGCGCCAGCCCUAUCAGCCAGUAUGCCGAGUCUACAGCGGAGGAGUGGAGCCCCGUUGGGGGACGACGAUCCGCCGCGACACCUACACUUGAGAACGCAUGGUACCCUUCCCGGUCCAGUGCACAGCUGAUCGGUCCCGCUGGGAGCAACCAGACAUCUCCUUCUGCCUUCUAUAGACCGUGGGAGGGCCCUGAUCAGCAGGAGGCACAGUCAGUGCCUCAUGAUGGACAUGUUGGGUUAUAUAGACAGUCUGUGUCUCAUAGUGAUAAGUUGCAGUUGAGUGCUUAUGAUGAUGAGAAUGUUAUUUCCUUCUGUCAGCCCCCCGGUGGUGCCUCCCAUGACCCGCAGCCCAAGUCUGCUUGGAAAUCGCAUGCAGAACCAGUGCUACAACCACAGCCUCUGAGGUUUAGACCGCCUGCGCCUCAGGGUAGUCAUUAUCCUCAGGGCCCUGGUGAGCACCCCACCUCCGCACGAGAACAAGACCUGAUGGACUCCAUCAACCGCAUGAUGCGGGAGUUACAACUCAUCAAGGAUCAAGCAGAGGGCCGCGUGCUGAGGAAUCCACAGGUGGGUCAACAAUAUCCAGGUGAGCGGCCACACCAUGAGCUACCUCCACCCCAGUAUCAGCCGAGUGAUUAUUUUCCUCAGCCAUCUUCAUUCAGUCAGGCCUACAUUCAGGGUUACCCGCACCAACCGGUUCCCGGCUGGACUCCAACCAGACUUGCCGAACCACCGAGCUUAGCUACCCGCAAGCCAUCGAGCGCACCCUCAGGCCCUCAGGUGAGGUAUGAGCCACACCCUAUGGUGCACGUUGCACCAGUACACCAACCCCCCGCCUUCCUUAGAGAGAGAACGUACCGGGGACCCGUUCCAACCAUUCCCGACUUCGCCAAAGGAGACCCUAGUGAAUUCACCCAUCUCAAGAUCGCUUUGGAGAACCUUCUACCGCCUGACGCCACCGAGCUGUUCUGUUACCAAAUUCUUCUGGACCACCUCAAACUAGAGGAGGCUCGCCUUGUAGCUGAUGCCUAUUUGAAUUCAUCUACACCUUAUUCGGACACGAUGGCUGCCUUGACCGACAGAUUUGGUCAACCGCAUAAGUUGGCCUUGAAGAAGAUCGCCACGGUGAUGAACGCUCCAGACAUCCGACGAGGAGAUUCCCAAGCCUUUCAGAAGUUUGCUUUACAAGUGAGAGCCUUGGUGGGAAUGCUCCAGACCCUUGGACGUGAAGGCAUAGCAGAGCUCCAGUGCGGGUCCCACGUCGAGCGGCUCUUGAGUAAACUUCCCUCUGACCUGCGAUCAGAAUUUCGGAGAUGUACGUUCCGUCGAUCAGGAGUUGGGUACAAUCUCACCGACUUCUCCGAUUGGCUGCAAUAUGAGGCGUGGUGCCAGGAUAGUGAGAGCCAUGCUAGCUUCCAGGACCCUCGGCCCGAGGGGAAACGACGCUCGGAUCAGCGGCAUGACACCAAGAAUCCUCGUCCAGCCACGAUCUUGCAUGGGGUCGAGGUUACUCCUGACCAGCAGCCAGUAGAACCCCCCCAGUCGAAACCUGAUCCACCAGGUAAGAAAAGGAACAAGCACGCGUACUGCCCAUAUUGUGAGUGUGAGGAUCAUUUCCUGAGCCAGUGCGACACCUUUAAGUCCUUUGAUAAGGCCCAAGUUAUCCAGUGGAUAAAGUCUAACCGACGCUGCUGGCGGUGCGGCAGAGCACAUCAGGCGGCCCAAUGUGACCUGAAGAAACUCUGCAGCAAGUGUCAGGGCAAACACCUCCAGAUACUACAUGAGGUCAAUGUUAGGCAGGCAAGGGAGAGGUCCUGUCUGGUCAGCUCGGCUACAGAGACGCUAUACCUUGAUCGGCCAGCAGAAUGCAGCCGGGUCCUCUUGAAGGUUGUCCGGGUUCUUCUUCAUUACGAGAACCAGACACUUGAUACCUACGCGGUCCUAGACGAUGGCUCAGAACGCACAAUGAUCCUGACUGCAGCAGCACAUAAGCUAGGCCUCCAAGGCCACCCAGAAUCUUUAGCCCUGCGGACCAUCAGACAGGAUGUACAAACCCUGGAUGGCGCCUCCGUUACCUUCAGAGUUUCAUCUACAGUCCAACCCAACCGAACCUUCCAGGUCAAGGAUGCCUUCACUGCCGAACGUCUAAGCCUAGCUGAUCACACCUAUCCUGUGGCUGCACUCAAGAGAAGGUUCAAACACCUCCAUGACCUCCCACUCCAAGCCUUUGACAAGGUACGGCCUAUGUUGCUCAUUGGGGCCGACAACCCUCACUUGAUUACACCGGUCGAACCGGUGCGUCUAGGUCCCCCCGGUGGUCCUGCGGCCAUAAAGACCAGGCUUGGUUGGACUCUCCAGGGGCCGGCUCGGAUGGCAGAGCUCCAGCUAUCACCUCAGCAGUGUUUAUUCACGUCGCUCAGUCCUCGAGAAGCAGAACUGCUGAGGAAUGUAGAGAAGCUCUGGCAGCUCGACCUCUUACCAUCGAGCAGCGAGAAGCAGGUGACACGAUCACGAGAAGACCAACAAGCCAUUGAUCUCCUGGAGUCCAAAACACAGCGCGUUGAGGUUCAUGGUACCUGCCGGUAUGCGACCCCUCUACUUCGGAGGAAAACCUUUCCGUCCUUCCAGGCCCCCAUGGAGGCAGUAAUGCCAAGGCUUAGGAGCUUGGAGAAACGCCUAUUACAAGAUCCCACGAGUGCAGCUGCUUAUGAAGCCGAGAUUGCGAAGCUGGAGGCCGCCGGUACAGUUGCUAAAGUAGUCAGGCCAGAUAUCUCAUCCAGUGGAGAAAGCUGGUACAUCCCACACCACCUGGUGCAACACAAUGGGAAAAAUCGAGUCGUAUUCGACUGUUCCUUUCGAUACAAGGGCCUCAGUCUAAAUGAGUACCUGCUACCUGGCCCUGCCUUGAGCCCUUCCUUACUAGGCGUCCUUCUGCGGUUCAGAGAACACUGUGUCGGUGUUAGUGGUGACAUCAAGGGCAUGUUUCACCAAGUGUGGUUACUACCAGAAGACAGGCCCCUUCUGCGCUUCCUUUGGCGUAACAUGCGGAGAGAGAACCCGCCGGAAGUCUACGAGUGGCGGGUGCUGCCCUUCGGUACCACGUGCAGCCCCUGCUGUGCCACCUAUGCCCUGCAGAGGCAUGUCUUUGACUACAGCAAGCCUGGAAGCACAGAGCGCUUCUCAAUAGAGAAAGGCUUCUACGUGGACAAUUGCCUCCAGAGCGUGCCAUCCACACAAGAGGCCAUACAACUGAUCAACAACCUUAGAGACCUUCUCCAAAGUGGAGGGUUCGAGAUCCGGCAGUGGGCGAGCAACGUGCCGGGCGUCAUCAGCCACCUCCCGGCCGAGGCCAGGUCAGAGAAGCUAGAGCUAUGGCUAACAUGUGAUAAGUUGGAAGCGCGCGAGUCCACCUUAGGACUGUGCUGGCAGUGUGACGCGGACACCUUCAGUUACAAGCACAGGCCUAUCACCUAUGACACGGUGACCAUGCGGAACAUCUACCGAGUGCUCGCCAGUCAGUACGACCCACUCGGAUUCUUGCUACCCUACACCACAAGGGCAAAGGUCCUGGUCCAGCAGCUAUGGGACCGGCGGAGGGACUGGGAUGACCCCAGUCUCCCAGCAGAGCUUCUGACCGCCUGGCGCACCUGGGAAUGUGAACUCGAACACCUACCUCACAUACAACUGCCUCGAUGUUACACACCGGCAGAGAUGGACCACGCUGCAACCAGGAGAGACAUCCACAUAUUCUGUGAUGCCUCUGAGAAAGCGUAUGGAGCGGUCGCUUACUUGCGGUCUGAAGAUCCCAAAGGGAGGAUCUGCAUUGCGUUCCUUCUUGCACGCUCAAGAGUUGCCCCUCGGAAGCAACUUUCCAUGCCCCGACUCGAACUAUGUGCAGCAGUCACAGGAGCACAGUUGGCCAAGCUACUAAGGAAUGAGCUCACCCUUGAGAUUCGCCACUGUGUGCUUUGGAGUGACUCCACCACUGUCCUUACCUGGCUACAUUCAGAGUCGUGUCGUUUCAAAGUGUUCGUAGGCACCCGGGUAGCAGAGAUACAGGAGCUUACGGACCUCCAGUCCUGGCGAUACAUUGAUUCCCCACGGAAUCCGGCAGAUGACCUCACAAAGGGGAAGUCCCUGCAACACCUAGGGGAACCAAACCGGUGGAGUCAGGGACCCAAAUUUCUGCAGUUAGCCCCCGAAGAGUGGCCAACCCUUCCUUUGCAGCACUCCUCCGAGUCGGGAGACACUACUGAACUCAGACGUUCGGCUUUCUGUGGUCUGAGUAGCACCACUGAUCCGCCGAGUAUGGACUGGUCCCUAUUCAAGACUUGGAAGGAGUUGAUGGAAACACUAGCGCAGGAGCUUCACGGGGCGGCUGGGCUGUCAGGGCCACCUACAGCUAGUACAUACCAGGAUGCCGAAUUCUUUGCUUUCCAGAGGGCGCAGCAAGAGAGCUUUGCAGAUGACUAUGACCUCCUCAAGGCAGGGAAGCCCGUAGCAUCCAAUAGUCGUCUCCUUUGCCUUGCUCCGGAGUUCGACACAACGCGUGCAGUCGUUAGAGUGGGUGGACGACUCCGUAGAGGGGAAGGAUUAGAUCCAGCUGCAGUACACCCCAUUGUACUUGACCCUAGUCACCCGACCACCAAAUUACUCAUCCAGGAGUAUGACACCAAACUGUGCCACCCUGGGCCCGAACGAGUCUUCGCGGAGUUAAGACGCAGGGUGUGGAUCCUAAGGGGGCGUGAGGCCGUAAAGCGUUGCCAGCAGGUGUGUGUCGAGUGCCGUCGAUGGAGAUCCCAACCUGCUGUACAACGGAUGGCUGACCUACCACCGCCAAGGCUUAGAUUGUUUAAGCCAGCGUUCUACUCCUGUGGUAUUGACUGCUUCGGACCGCUCCUGGCGAAGGUUGGCCGAAGAACGGAGAAACGAUGGGGUAUACUCUUUAAGUGCCUCACCACCAGAGCGGUACACCUAGAAGUGUUACCUUCACUUGACUGUGACUCCUUCUUGAUGGCUCUCCGGAGGUUUGUAGCUCGGCGAGGCAAGCCAGCAGAGUUGUACUCAGACCAAGGAACCAAUUUCCGAGGAGGUGAGCGGGAGCUGAGGGACACCUUUUCCAGCCUAUGUCCUGACCUCCAGCAGCAGUUAGCCACACAGCAGAUUGCGUUCCACUUCAAUCCACCAGCGGCACCUCACUUCGGCGGAGCAUGGGAGCGCGAGAUCCGGUCAGUAAAGUCUGCCCUGUACACCACUCUGGGUGCUCAGACUGUGAGCGACGAAGUUCUCAGAACCAUCUUAAUAGAGAUUGAAUCCAUACUCAACUCUAAGCCGCUAGGUUACGUUUCGGCCGAUGUAGCAGACGUUGACCCUGUCACGCCCAAUUACCUGCUGAUGGGGCGGCCAGACAGCUCCCUGCCCCAGGUAGUCUAUCCGCAAUCCGAGCUCCUUGGACGUCGGAGGUGGAGGCACUCUCAGGUGCUGGCAGACAGGUUCUGGACGGCAUUCGUAAAGAACUACUUACCUGGUCUGCAGCUACGGAACAAGUGGAGGACCACUACCCCAGACAUGAUGGUUGGAGCCGUAGUCAUGGUAGUAGACCCACAGGUGCCUCGAUCGGUUUGGAGAAUCGGAAAGGUGGUGAAAGUGUUCCCAGGCCCAGAUGGUCAUGUCAGGACGGCCGAGAUACAGAUCGAGGACAAGAUAUACACCAGGCCAAUCACUCGUCUCAUCAUUCUGCCUAAGAUGCCGGAGGAGGAGGUCAAUGGGCCGUGAGCAGGGAGGCUCACUUCAGUCUUUCUAGGGAGCACAUUUGGCAUCAAAUGUGGGGGCGGCAGUGUUAGAAAGACUAAGGGCUGCAGCCGACAGUUCGCGCAUGCGCCCAGAUCACACACGACGUACUUGGUACGUUCCCCUUUUCCUUUCAAGUGCAGACAGACACAGACGCCAUUAGGAGCACUCAUCGCCGACUCGCCAGACAAUCCAGCCUCGCAGUGCCUGUGACUGCAGAGCUGCUCACCUUGUAGCAGAUGCGAGAUUGUGUGUCACUGAUGAUCCAUCACAAGUUGCAUCUGUGAUCCCUACAUGCUGAGCUCUGUGUAUAGCCGUGCUGCAUGAUCCUUAUUAAAGUUUCGCCAACAUCCAGACUCUCGAGGUGUUCUUACCGACACACCGGGGCGGUCCCAUGAUACUCCGGCCCAGCCCUUACAGUCCAUAAACAGUCACU